AUGUCACGCUCACCAACAAAUUCCCUUAGCGAUCAAACAAAUAGUAUCAAGAGUAAUGCUAGUAGUACGAGUGGUGGGGAUAAUUCUAUUACCAUCAAAAAUUAUAAAUGUCCAGAUUCAAAAGAUUACUUGAGAAGGCACAAAUCCGUUACAUUUUCUUACUUGUCAGAUCCUAAUAAUUCCAGUUCAUUUCAGCUGGGAAAUCUUAACGAUUCUGACACCUUCAUAGUUGGCGUGCUACAUUUAAAAUAUUCAAAACCAACACAUAUUAAAAAUGUAUGUUUGUCUUUGAAAGGUGUUGAGAAAACUUCUUGGCAUAAGGCUCAGGCAAGAACAAAAGUUGUUUAUGGUGGUGAACAUGUUCUUGUGGACCAGACUAAUAAAAUAAAGGAGUUUGGAGAUGGUCAGGAGGUGGAAGAAUUGGAAAUCCCUUUCAAAAUCCAAUUACCCUACAAUUUGCCAGAAACUAUUGUUACAGAAACUGGUUCGAUAACUUAUGUUCUACGAGCCACCGUCAACUUUAAGUCUUUGUUACAUCCACCAAAUGUUACCAAAAUAAAAUGUCCUUUGAAACGUGUCAUUGAAAUUGAUCAUCAAAAUCUUCCCCCCUAUAAAUUAUCUGGCAAUAGUAGUAAGUUUAAUAGUGUAAGUGGUAUCAAUAGUCGUAAUAACAACAAUGAUGAUGCAAUUGAAUAUGUAAUUAUGUUACCUCCAAAUAAAAAUCUUAGCCUGGGCAGUCGCAUAACGAUACCAAUGAUGUUAAGAUUGUUAAGACAAGGAAUUAGUGUCGAUAGAGUCGAAAUAUCAUUAAAGACAUGCAUGGAUUUUCAAUCAAAUAAUCAUGACGUAACUAAACAUGAAGAAAUAAAUUAUCCAGAUAUAAAAAUACAACAAUCAGAAUUACAAUUUAGUCAACCUGUAAUUAUCAAUAAUGUUAAUAAUGGUAUGGCCCAAUAUCAACAUUAUGGUGAAUGUCAUCAUAAUUUUAAUUUAUUCAUCCCAACUAAAAUACAACCAACUUAUCAAGGAAGAUAUAUUGGAAUAAGUCAUCAAUUAUAUAUAAAGAUUUCUUUAUGGGGAUUUGAAAAAGAUAUAGAUAUCGAGGAAAGUGUUAGAAUCGCUAAUAUCAUUGAUAAAAAUUUUAAUGAUUCACCUUCACCCAAAAAUGUUAUUAAUGAUAGAUCAUCAUCAUUGUCAAUGAAUUCAACACCUGCCCGUCCUUCAUCUCCAUCAUCGCCUCCACCACCUCAUCCUAAUUCACAAACACCUUUUAGAAUACCAUCAGUGUCACCAACAAGUUCAUUGCCACCAACAAAUUCAUUGCCACCGGAGCAUUUAAUCAAUCAACAACAUCUUUUACAGAAAAUCUUGAGUGACCCUUAUUUGAUGAGUGCGAUUUAUGCAAAUAAUAAUAAUCCUGGAUUUCUUCCAAAUCAAUAUUUUCCUCAAUUUCCACUUCAUCCUCAUCAUUACAAUUUAUUGCCCAAUCAGAUUCCUCCACAAUUAAUUCCACCACAUCUUAAUCAUCCACAUAAUAGUUUACAAUUUCACCCAUCCCUCAAUAAUAGUGGUAGUAACAAUUUACAACCAUUACAUGAUUAUCAUCAACAGCAAUUAAAUUUACAACGUCAAUUAGAACAACUUGAUCCUAAUAACAUCGGUGUGUUUGAUCAAGCUACUAAUGCUGCUGCUGGCCAACCAUUACUUUAUCGUCGUCAAUCACAAGUCUCAAUUGAAAAUUAUUUGAGAAGUAUCACUUGCGAUGUAUUUGGUUCUGGUGUUGGAGACGUUCCUUCUGAUCAGAAUCAAAAGAGAUUUUCAGAUCCUAUACCACAAACUUCUUCCAUAAACUGCAACAACAAUACUGCUAACGCCACAAGUGAAAAAAAUAGUCCUAGUGUUAAUGUUAGUUCACAUUGUAAAUUAACACCAUCGGCUUCACCGACAAACGAGAAUUUCUUAGAAACACAAGAUAAGAAUAGAUCAAGUUUAUUAAGCAACGCUAAUAGUGUUUGUGAAUCGAUUAAAACUCUGUCAAUCAGUGAUAACGAUAAAAGUAAAGGUGAAAAGGCAGACGAUAAUGGAAACAAUGGGCAUGAGUUAAAUGACACGCUAUCGAAUGUAACUAUAAUAACUGCUAGAUAUACUCCAUCACCAUAUCCAACUAGUCUUUCUCUGCCACCUUAUCGUCAUGCAAAUACUGCCACUUUGACAACUUAUAAUAAUUAA
Molecule: messenger RNA, 2229 nt
Organism: Entrophospora sp. SA101
Lineage: Eukaryota; Fungi; Glomeromycota; Glomeromycetes; Entrophosporales; Entrophosporaceae
Source: the annotation of a GenBank genome assembly